GGCACCGCCACCGGCUGGCACCGUCCCCGCUCGCCAGCUAUUAAUAGGGGCCGGGCUGCUGCUGCUGAUCCGGGUGCUGCCUGGGCACGGGGAGAGAUCCUGCGCAGGGCAGAGGGGCGGCGCCCUCGAAGGCGGCGGCGGCGGCGCAGCCACAACACCCCCCCCCCCAUCGCCCAGGCAGGGGCGCAGAAGGGGCAGAGGGCGCCCCGGGGACGCGCGCCGGAGCCCCUGCCGAUUGCUCAAUCGUCCCUACCUGAUAAAUGUAUCCAAUAUGGACCAUACCCUGGCCUGGCUCUGGCGUCUCCUGUGGAUGCUGACACUGCUGUAUUUGCCUCUCCGAGAAGUCCAUGGCUUCUUCCCCAAUUUCUGGUCUCGCGCCAUGGCUCUCGCCUGGGAGUCCGUCACCCACCAGGACAUGACCGAGGAGGCCAUUCUGAACGUCACCGUGCGCCUCCUUGCAGAGACGCCUCGCCCCGGCAAGGGGAAACGCAUCCGGGAGGAGGACUUCAAGGACAAGACUCUCCUGGCGGAUGACAUAUUUGCUGCUUUCUACGGCCCUGGGGUAUCGGCAAAGCGUUUCCGCGCAGCUAUCGCCCAGGUGGCCAACGCCAAUGCCGCCAUGGACUUUGCGAAUACUACGCGGGAUGACCCUGUGCUCCACUUCGACUCAGAGCUUAUCCACUCCACCAGUGCCUGGCUGCUGCAGGCCCGCAAAGAGGUCCUUCAAGCCGUUCGCUCUGAGCAGUAUGAUGUUGCCCGAGAGAGGCUGGGCCAGCUGCUCCAUUCCUUACAGGAUUUCUACAGCCAUAGCAACUGGGUUGAACUUGGACAUCAGCAGAUACACCCAGAUCUGGCCCAGCCAGGCCGUGAAAUCAAAUCCAUUGCGGAAGCUGGCGUCCGGACUUGCAGCGACUGCUCAGAGUGGACAUGUGAAGAAAACCUCUUACAAGGCAUCACUGCUAAAAGGCUUCUGACAACGGGUUACUAUGGCACCCAACCAGAAAAACCAAUUGGGAAGUGUAGUCAUGGCGGGAGAUUUGACGACAGCCGCCACAGAGAACCUCGUGGCGGUAUCAAUAAGGACAGCUCAUCCUUUUUGUUCUCGCCCCACCAUUAUCUGCAUAGUGAGGCGGCGGCUCUGGCCCAGGAGGCCUCCAAACACUUCUUGGAGAAGCUGUGGCGAGAAAUGGGGAGCAAGCCGUUCAUGAGGCUACUGGAUAUCAGUCCAACCACAGGAUUGAGCUUUGUCGUGGACACCACUGGAAGCAUGGGAGAAGAGAUCAAUGCUGCGAAGUUUCAGGCACGACAUAUCAUUGACCGGCGCCGUGGCACUGCUCAAGAGCCAGAUUUCUACCUCUUAGUGCCUUUCCAUGACCCUGGGUUUGGCCCGGUCCAUAAGACCAGUGACCCAGAAAAAUUCUGGAAAAUCCUUGACAGCAUCAGUGCUCUGGCUGGUGGGGAUGAGCCGGAAAUGUGCCUUUCUGCAUUGGAGCUUGCCCUCCAGAGCUCACCAGCAUACUCUGAGAUCUUCGUCUUUACUGACGCAUCCGCUAAAGAUGCUCAUCUCAAGAACAGGGUGGAAGCUCUUAUCCAGGAAAAGAAAUGCAAGGUGACCUUCCUAAUCACAGAAGAUCCAUCCAAGACCCGUGCGAAACGGGAAACGCUUGCUCCAGACCGAUUCAAUCUCUACAUAAACCUGGCUCACAGCUCGGGAGGCCAAAUCAUAUUUACAGACAACCGAAACAUCCAGGAGGUGGCCAAGAUCAUUGGUGAAUCCAGCAUAUCUUCGGUGAUCCUCUUCCGCCACCAGAAAGGAAACAUCUUCAGCCAUAAGGGGCCUCGGCGGAAGACAAAGAGGCAGGCCACUGAACUGGAGAUUCACCGGUUCUGGAUUGACAGCUUGGUAGACAAAGUGGUGGUGACUAUCCAAGGUGCCAUCCGGGGCUUUGAAAUCAGGGACCCUGCAGGUGCAUCUCAAACUGAUGCAUCAACCCGUGGUCCCUUAGCCACGAUCCAGUCCAUUGGUGGCAUCUACAGAGCAUUCCUGUCUUCCCCUGUCCGAGCUGGCCAAUGGAUGUUGAAGCUUCAGUCGAAAGGCCACUAUUCUGUGCACAUCCAGGGUCAGAGCAGCCUUGACUUCCUCUAUUCCUUUGCUGUUCCAGUGGAUGGACGCCACCCAGGGCUUCUGAUGGACAGUCACCCUAUAGAAGGCCUGCCUACUUACCUGGUGGUGAUGGCGAUGGGUUUGAAUCAGUCAGAGACUGGCCCGGUUCAGCUGCAGGCCGUGAGCUUGGAGGGGAGGACGGGCAGCCUGGGGGAGCUAAAACUGCAAGGGAGAACCAGCCGGACUGACCUCUUUGUGGCCGAGCUGCCUCCGGGACUCUUGAACAGUGGCAACUUUUCUGUGGUGCUACGUGGCAUGGACGGCGAGGGGCGGAAGUUGGAGAGGGCUGCUCCUCAAGCUGCCACCGUUGUGGGAUCCCUGCUGGAGCUGAGCAGAGAGACCCCUGCCUUCCCAGGAAAGCCUGUUACCAUCACCUGGAAAGUGACAAAUCCUGGCUCAUCCAAGCAGUAUGUUCUGAAAGUGAGCAGUGUCCCCCAGCUCCCGGCCAGCAUCUCCAGCUCCAGGCUACAAUUAAGCCAUAAUCAGACAGCAACAGGACAGAUCUCUCUGGAUGUCCCUGAUACUGCUGCUCCCGGCUCUGUGAUUACCAUAACCCUGCAGGUCAUCACUCUCCAGCCAGCUGGGGAACCUGGCUUUGCCCAUGUCCAUCUGCUGGUGAUGCCUCGACCUCCAGUGCAGAUCCUCUCACACCCACACUGCAAUGUCACUUCUGUAAGUGGUUCCUGUGGCCCACCAGAGUCCCCUUGUCACGGCCAGCAUUGGACGGCUACUGUGCGAAUCUGGGACCAAGCUGGCGUUCGCUCGGUGCAGGUGGAUGGCGCCGCUGCGGUCCCUCACCAAGCUGAUGGGCCGGCGGAGUCGGUCACGUACGCCUCAGACUGUUGCUCGCCACGGGCUGAGCUGGUGGUCACCAACCUGCUGGGGGAGAAGUAUCGGUGCCAAGUGGCAGCACCGCCGCCCGCUCUUCCUGGCAAGGCAGUGGCAGCACCGCCGUCUGCUCUUCCUGGCAAGGCAAUGGGUAUCGCGGCAGCUGGUACCACAGCCUGGGGGUGGGCAUUGACAGCCCUGGUGGCGAUGGACUGGCUAGGGCUGUAUGACUUCAUGAUAACCCAUGUUGCAACUAGGGAUGGGAGAAGCAUGCUCAAGGUCACUGAAAUCCUCUGAACUUGACUUCAAAGCUCAGUGUGGCUCGCUCUCGCUUGCAACCUGUUUUUCGGUUCGUUCGAAUGGGGCAAGUGGUGCCUUUUUCAAAAAGGCGCGCAUUUUGCAAACUGGAGCUUGGGAAUUUGAGAACAUUUUUGGAGAACACAUGCUCCUCUUUGCGGUUGCAAAGGGGGGUGGGCAUUUCUGAAUUAUUUUUGAAACCGAAUUCUUACACAACCUGCGUGGGGAAAGUUCCCAAUGUAGAGGCUGCCCUCUGCUGGGUUCUUGUGGUAUUUCACUUUGGUUUGGAGCAGAUGAACAGGCCUGGCAAAAAAGUGAGGAUGCAGAACAGAGGAGCAGUUCCUGAAAUUUCGGCUACUGUGGAAGCAGCAGAUGAGAUCCCAUGAUGGGACCACUGAUUCAUAUUGCACUGAGAUUCACAGAAGGCCAAUCUGAAGGAAGCGUAGGAUAAGGGUUCAUCCCUUUACCAGAUCUGUAUAGCUCUGCUCUUAAUAGUAGAGCUAAAUAUAGACCAAAAACUUCCAUCAGACAAGUGAAUUUUCGUGUUUCCCUACCGUUGCUAUGGCCUGCUGCUGCUGUCCCACAAUAGUGAUGAACUCUUUACACGGGGAGAGAAAGAGGAAGCAGCAACGACCACAUGGCCCAUUCAGGGGCCAUUUAUAUUGUGCCGCUUUUACUGCACACAGCAGGAAAUGGCAGCACAUUCCGUUUAAAAAAAUCGGAUUAAAAGGGAUCUAUUUUGCGAUGGAAAAACAAGUGGAAGGAGCAGGAGGCGCGUGAGAGGCGGAUGUCGUCGUCAUCUAAAGGACGUGCGGACAUCUGUAAGUGGGCAGUAGCGAGAGUGCAUUAAAACGCUCAUCUGAUGACGCUCCAAGUCUUUCUUGGUCUUGAUAUGGAGAGAAUAGAACUCAUGAAGUCGCCUUCUAUUGAGGUAGACCAUUGGUCUCAGCGGCCUAGUAUUGUUGACUUGUCAAGCUGUUGCUCUCCGUGGUGUGUCUGUUGUCAUUUUGACCCUGAUGACUUAAAAAUGGCAGGAUCGAAACGGAGGCUUCUGCCUGCCAAGCAUGUGCUCUACCACAGAGGUAUGACUGUUCCCAAGAGGGAGCACCACAGAGUCUUGUGGGGGGGGGUCUGAACCCACAGUCUUGCUGCUAUGAGUUCCAUGCCCUGGAUGGCAUUACUAGCCUUGGCGUUACUAGUCCCAAGCUCUGAGCUUGACAUCCACGUCUCUUGCAUUCUUUCCCCUUAUCUGUCUGUGCCCCUACUGUUUUCAUUGUUUGUCUCUCUGUUGAUCUCUGCAAUCUCUACUUGUCUGUUGCAGCCCUUAAUCUUUGCGCUUCUGCACAGACCUCUUUUAUUUUUUGACCUUGCCACCAGAGGUUUAUUCCCUUCCAGUCAUAACAGCGUUUCUCUAAAUGAGUGAUAAAACCUGCUGACUUACUGGGCUUUCUUCUUGCAGAGCCAUUCCGGGAUUACAAUGGGCACAAUAAAUAUGCCUCUCUCUUUCCUCUCCCCUCCUUUUUUGGCGGUUCCCGUGGUGGGGAAGUUCCAUAUGUUCCAUUUAAAUAGCCAGCAGAUGGCGCUGCAACAUUUCAGGAGUAUACUGCUAUCCAGGAAACAGACCAGCUUUUUGAUAACGGUGUAGAUUUCUUACUCUAUUUUGGCAAGUUAAAUCUCAGCAAAAUAAACCUCAAAACCAGUGGGAGAGGCACCGCAGGACGGUGAUGUCAUGAAAAGGAUCCGGAAACUUCUGUGAGAAACCUAUCUUGAUCGCUCUACAUAUGCUCCAUGUGAAGGAGCCCACAGACACUGGUUGCUUGCAGAUGAAGCUUUUGUGACAGCACCCUGCCUUGUUCAAAAAAUGUUCCAGGGUCUAGAUGUUGGGGCCUUCCGCUUGCAGCUAUCUUGUGUUUUCUUAAUGCUUCUUCCAUCUUUUCUCUUACCACAGAUAAUCCAUUAAGUAAGAAAAGACAGAAUAGCUGUGCAAUGCCUUCUCAGUGGUGGCUCUAUGAACUCCUUGUUUAGAAACACCCACUGCUGUUGCAUCACUUUUGCCAAUGGCCUACAAGAAUUGAAGCUGGUUUUGCUUUGGCUUCAGCUAGAGGCUCAAGUGUGCAGGAGAGCUACAUCCCAGCAUAUGUGUCUGUGUGGUGGGGUUGGCAGGAAUUUGUUGUACAUAAUUAUGGUGCAUACACCACACAGAAUGCAGAAACAUCUCAAAUUUAUUCCGCAAGUUUAAAAAUUAAGCAUGGAGAAUUUUUUAAAAGGUGCCAUGCACUAUUGACACAGUAUUACAGCCAGGCCAGUGAUGCUGGUGGCAUUAAAAUGUGCACAUACAAAGUGUCUGCCAAUGCGUACACACACACAUAUGCACACACCAAUGUGCAUAUAUAUAUACUGGGUCCAGCUAUCACCCACCGCUGUCCUCUUGCACUUUCUGUAACUUUAGUUCCAACUGAACAGAAAACAAAACAUUCUUAAACUGUUUUUCAUUCCUUAUAAGUCCCUAGCCCCUGCACCCAUCCUUCUAAAUUUUUGCAAGUUUCUCAUCUAAAACUUCCAAAAGCUCUAUGAAUUUUCAUAGAUCUGCAUAUAUAUUUUUGGGCCAACUGAUCAAAAUCUCUCUCUAUUUUUAUGCAAAUUAUUUUUUUAUUGCCAGAUGUUUAGUUUUUGCCGUACAAGAUGAAUGUUUUGUGUGUAUAUGUAUGUGUAUAUAGAGAGGUUUCUUUAAUGGAUAAAGAAGCUUGAAAAAAUUGUUUA
Molecule: messenger RNA, 6049 nt
Organism: Elgaria multicarinata webbii
Lineage: Eukaryota; Metazoa; Chordata; Lepidosauria; Squamata; Anguidae
Gene: VWA7
Product: von Willebrand factor A domain containing 7
Exons: 17
Coding region: 272-3289 (1005 amino acids)
Source: RefSeq, a predicted model, not a curated record